Messenger RNA from Panicum virgatum (switchgrass), 6312 nucleotides. Its product is annotated as biogenesis of lysosome-related organelles complex 1 subunit 1-like. Gene Ontology annotation, cellular component: BLOC-1 complex. The transcript has 7 exons. Bases 883 to 1548 code for a protein of 221 amino acids. Lineage: Eukaryota; Viridiplantae; Streptophyta; Magnoliopsida; Poales; Poaceae. The record is from RefSeq and is a predicted model, not a curated record. Gene Ontology annotation, biological process: endosomal transport.
CAGACCGCCCUCAUCUUCUCUGGCCCGGCGGCGCUGCAAUCAGGCCAUCAAACCCUCAUCUUCUCUCAUUAAUUCCUCUUCUACUUGUUCAUGUUAGUACAGAAAAUUGCUAUUAUAGGAUUCGAAACAAGCGGCUUUGCUAAAUAGGAUUCAUAACAUUCACUUUGCUAAAAUAGGUCUCGAAACAUUUGGACUUCGGAAUAUAUGACAUUAUGACCAUUUUAAUUUAUUUGAUAAUCUAAAUACAUGUUUGGAGGCCUUACAUGACUGUUUUGCCCUUAGCCUUAAAACGCCCUUUCUUGAGCGCCUUGCCGGCUUGCUAGGCUUGGCCGGCCGCACCGCCUGGCCGCUUGCCUGGGCGCCCGCUCAUCAUGAUGCACAUGUUGUGCUCCCACAAUCAACAUGGCUGGGCACCAUUCAAAAAAAAAACCUACCAGAGAGACCGACAAAAUAGUGAGGCGCAGGCCGCAGCCCCGGGCCAUCGGCGCCCCCGGCUGCACGUGCCCCUCCGCCGCCGUGUGUGGCUGCGCCGUGGCCUUGCCGGGGAGCAGCCCAGGACGAUGCGCGUGACCUCGCCGCCAGCCCUCCAGGACCUACGGCCACGGCAUCAGCUGCCGCCUCCUCUAGGGCUCCAUGGAGAGCGAUCCCAUCGUCUGCUGCCACGGCAUCAGGUGCCUCGUCAGGUGCCACCUCGUCAGGUGCCAGCAGUCUCCUUCCGUCAUCUGCAGGUCUGGGCUCUCCAUCCAUGGAGAUCGGCGAGGUGGGAGAAGGGAAUGAGAGGUGGCGAGUGGUGUUUUUGUCGUGCAAGACCUAUUUUAGGACGAGGGGCAAUAUGGGCAUUAUGAAAAAAUACAUGUAUUUAGGAUUAUGAUAUGAAUUAAAAUGGCCAUAAUGUCAUGUAUUCCGAAGUGCAAAUGUUUCGAGAUCUAUUUUAGUGAAGCCAACGUUAGGAAUUCUAUUUUAGCGAACCCGCUUGUUUCGAAUCCUAUAAUAACAAUUUUCUCGAAGAUAAAAUAUUUUAAAAAAGGGCUCGUUUGCAUCAGGUACCCAAGACGGUUAAAAUCAGGGACUACUGUAUUGCAGAGUUUAGUAGAAAUCCUCCGAGCUCUGAUUUGGUCGGUGGAGGAGCAAAGGAAUCGCUCCGGCGACCGGCAGCCACUGGCGGCGGGUGGGAAGCGGGAGCUGGAAGAGGCGCUGCUUCACAUCAUACAACGCCACCACCACCAAUCCCUCCGCCAAAGCCAACAAACUGAGAGAGCCAAGAAGGAUGCCUUGAGAAGCGCGCUGCGGGUGUCCGAUCUCCUCGUCGACACGGUCGACGGUGGCGUGCAGGAGCUCUUCGUCAACGAGAAGCGCAUUGAGCAUGAGGCCCGCGCGCUGCUCACCACUAUCGCGCGCUACAGGAAGCAGACUGACCAGUGGCUGGCUGCCACCAAUGAAAUCAACUCAGUCUUGAAGGAAAUUGGAGAUUUCGAGAACUGGAUGAAGAUCAUGGGCUUUGACUGUAAAAGUAUCAAUGCAGCGAUACCCAAUAUUCAUCGGUCAUGACGCUACCUGUAGACACAACUUUAGGAAGUAUUGGUGUCAUUAGAUGUGCUAAUUAUGCGAGUUGGAAACCCUCUUGGAUAGAACUGCUUCCUGUUUUUAACUGUAAAAUGAAUCCUUGCCAACUAUCUCUGCUAUGAGUACCAUCUCUGGUCCCUUCAAUUUCAAAGUGACGAUAUUUCAUCAAAAUACACCUUGAUCUGAUCAAGUCUUCCUAGUGGUGUUAUUGUUGUGCCAUUGUCGGAGCAACUUUUGUCCAUGAACUUGCAUGCUUGGUCUCCAAUUUUUUUUUUUUAAAAAAAGAGCUUGCAUGCUCAAUAUAGGUGCGGAAACACUGAAAGGUAAGACCAAUUGCUGCAUUAAAAGCAUUCUUUGUAUCAUUUUAUUCCUUGCACAUGUAUGAUUUGAAAGCAGUGUACAUUGCAUUUGGGCAUGACCUGUCAUAGAAGUUUGCAGUAAGCUGAGCUGAAACUAAGCUUGCAGAAAAGAACAAGGCCAAGACACUGCAAGCGAGGGGUUUAUGGGAGGCCAUUUUGCUCAGGGCUUCAGAGCAGUGUGUUGGUUAAUAUACAGAGUAUGUAUAGGUUGUGCCGUGUAUCUGGCAGCGCAUGGUGCUAACCUGGUGAAGCAUACUGGUUAAGAAGGGGGAGUGGCAGAUUAACAACCUGCCACGGCGGUGCAGUACGUGCUGUUAUGUAUGUUUUCUCACAUCAGAUACAUUAUGUGCGGACACCUAAUAAUUGGCAACGGCAAGUCAGCAACUUGCUUGCUGUGCAAACACCAAAGCGUUGCUUCUUUUAUGCUGAUGCAAGUGACAGGGGUGUUGAUACCUGAACACCACUUCGUGCAGGUGCUUCCAGAGCCAAGAAUCACCACUUCUUGGUUUGGUUUAGUUUCUAUCACUGUCGUUGGUUAUGGCAUGAGGUUACAAAUUUAUUUCUGUACUCUCUACAAAUAUUCCCGGUUUAUUUUGCAUUCUUGUUUCUUUGUCACAGAGCCAGGGCUUCAUGAUAGGAAGUGCUCUCCUUAAGGUAAGAAAGAUUUAAUCAACUAAUCUUUGUACAGUAUAAUGUAGGAGAAUUGUCAUCUGAUUCAUCAAAAUGGUGAAGUAACGGUCGCAAUGAUGAUACUGCCAUAAUGAGAUGUAGCCGUUUUCCACAAUUAUUCGUCUCUUUCAUCAAAGAUAGAGAAUUCUUUGUCUCUUUCUUUUCGAGAACAUGUUGGAGGGCAGCGUACAUUUAUCUAGACUCAUGAUAAGAACGUUUCUCUUUUACUCCCUCCAUUCAGUUUUGAUAGAUAUAUUUCCAUAUGACACAAUGACCAAGAGCACCACAAGUGUGCUUAUCAAUCUAAUAAAUGCCACAGACUUUUUUGUUGGUCAUCCAAUAUUUUAACUAGGAACUCCUUGUAACUAGUGCUAUUUAUUGCCAAUACCCAUGCUAAUAGUAAAUAUAGCUAUCAUUUUUGAACAUUUAAGUUUUUGAAAUAUAGCUAUCAAAAGUGAAUAGAGGGAGUAUAUCCUUGGUACCUAGCAAGUGUCACCGCCUCACCGGCAAUUUUUAGUGGUAUUUAUCAAACUGACCUAGCUUACUCAGAACAACAAUCAGUUGAUUAAGGGGGUAGGACAUGAUAUGAGAAAAAUGGAUGCCAAUAUUUGUUGUAUAGCACAUCGGAAAGCAGGUUGGAGCCUGGUUCGGUGAUGCUUUGCGAAGCUUUUGGCAUUUCUCUGGUUGAAGGUCUGUUUCCUUUGGAGAUGAUACUACCACAGGAUAGAAUGGGGAUAGUGUCAUAGUGGGCAGAUGAGCAUGCAUUUCUUAGUGCAUUUUAGGGAUAUAGAACAAGUGCAUAUAGAAAAUUUCCUCGUUAACUUAGAUCAACUGAACUGGUAUAUAUAUACCUGUCUACAAUUCCUGAAUGUUAAUUUGUUGAAAAAGACCAUGGAUACUUGAUUUUUCUUUCACUUAACAUUAUUUCUUAUCGUCUGAUCUUCUUUUGGGGCUUAAUUGGCCAGGUGGUUGUGCAGACAAGAAAUGCCUCCUUAGGUUUCGAGGGUCAGACUAUUUACCACAGAAGGGGUGUCAAAUUAUCUUCAAAACUCAUUAGUGUGGGAUUUGGGACCAAUCUACAAGCCUAGAUGAUCACUUCCCUAACCGGCAUACAGAUCUGGUCCUUGGGUAUUUCACUCAAGCACAACAAGUCUCACCAGGGAUCUUGGGAAAGAUUAGUAUCUGAAACUGAUAUUCUGAGCUAAUGCAAUUCAAGUCAACAAAGGUAUGCCCUUAUCCUAAUUUACAUCUAUUUUACAAUGGUGGCAUAUAGAAUGCUUGUGGGCCCAGUGACAACCUUAAGACCCCAGUUUGCCCACGAUGUGUGGACUCAAGGAAAACACCAUUUGCUUCUUUCUUAGGCCAAUUUUAAUCUUGUUUGAAGAGUACAAAUAUCAACAAUUCCAAGUGUAUCACAAUCUCUUUACUUGGCUGCCCUGUUUUAUGAACUGCAGAGUUCUUUGUUGAGCAUUCAGCAGUAGUGCCAUAACCUUCACAUUUGGCCCUAAGAGUUAUGUUCCAAAAUUCGAGUUCAUUUUUAUGCAUUAUAGUUUAUUGAAUUGAAAAGAUUAUUAUUCAUGUUACAUAUAAGAUUAUGCUAUUACCAUGCUCCAAUAGGUGCAGCCCCUAUUGCUUUAGGAUAAUGCAAUACUUUUGACCCAGAGUAUUUUGUGUUUGUGCUGUUUUGUUGCAUCUUUAUUAACAGUUCCUGAAUUCUCUUUUGUUGUCAACAUUCCGUCGCUGAGUAACGAUAGAGUAUGUCAGAAUUUAAAUUAUUGCCAUUUCAAUGACAUUCCGUCGCUGAGUUGAAGGAUAAGAUCCAAUGGAUGAACUGAUGCAAGGUACAUGGGUUUUAAUGGCAUGGGUGCUUCUCAUUAGGAUGUGGGAAAACUGUAGCUAGAAAAUUUGUAUAGAUAUAAAAUUAACAAAAACAUUAUUUCUUAUGUUUCUGUUUCUAACUUGUUUCAUUGUUCAGCAUGACAACUCCAAGUGGCAGGUUUGCUCCACACAAAAGAAUAUGCCUGUCAAUGAGUGACUGUAAGUUCUGAACUGUUUCCGGAUUAUAGUUGCUUUGGCAUCACAUGAGGUCUGAAAUAAUGCUCACUAUUUAUAUGCACAAUGCAUUUUUGGAACCCAUAGCAUGCUUUUCAUUUUUUUCAGCUACUGUGCAAUGUACAAACUCUUUAAUUGUUGAUAGUAAAAUCAAUGCUUUGUGGUAGUGUGUAAUUAUUUCAACUGUUUUUUUCCGCUUUGAGAUGUGAGAACUUGAAAUGAUAAAUCAAUGUUUAGUUCUGUUCCAGUGAUCGUUCUAUCAGGACGUCAAUGUUUUUCAGUUUAAACGGUUUAAUUUUCUUCCCUUUGUUAUUCUGACAUGUUAAAUUUUGUGCUGCAGCAUUUUUACUGGGCUCUUGUCAUUCAUGAUGGAUGAUACUCUGACAACUGGAAGCAUCAAGACUUCAGAUGCAGAGAAGAGACGCUUAGCAAAAGCUUCCCUUGCAUAUAAUUGUGAGAGGUAUAUCAUUUAUCUGGAUGCUAAUUCAUUUUGAUUGUGUUUUUUCUGCAUAACUGAAAAUAUUGUUUACAAACUAACCCUGCAGAAACAGAUUGUGCAUUAGCUUCUGAACACAUUGUGUAGGAAAUAUAUUUUUACAUGAAAGAAACAACUUAAUUUUGUCAGGAGGCUGUGCUUACAGAGUGCAAGGAACUCAUGUUGACUGUGUUAAGUUCCUACGUAGAAUUGUUCCGGGUCAUGCACCAGCCGCUCCCCCGGCGCCACAUCCAGCCAUGCUCCCAAGUUGUGUGUGUGUUUUCCGCUCGCUGGCCGUGACCUCCUCUGCCCGCCACUUGCCUUGUCGGCUCGUUGGCUCGUCCCCACCACGUCGUUCCGCCCGCCCGCCGUCGACCACAGCGGCUGCAAAGUGCUUGGGGUAUUCUGAUGCUAACGACAAAAUGCUCGUAAGAUUCUACUUUUGCAGAAGAGCAUCCCAUCAAAUCUGAUCAGUUUAGAUGAUUGGUAUCAAUGAUUCCUAGCUUUGGCUGUCAAAGAUUCCAGUUUCUCUCAAUCUGUUUACCAGGAUGAACUUCAGCUAUCUGUCUGCUCCUGCUACCGUAUUCCCUUCUGAAUUGUAUGAUGCUCGCAUUUCAUGGGCCAAAAAUGGUGUGCUCACAACUGUGGUUGAUGACUUCUUUGAUGUUAUGGAAUCAAAAGAGGAAUUAGGAAACCUGGUAGAAUUAGUUGAGUACUGUCAUUCAGCUUGAUGCCUUUGUCUAAUCUUUAAGGUAAUGCUGAUCUCUUAUGCAUGACUAAUUGAUCUCCCAUGUUUGGCUAAUGGUUUUCAUAGAUGGCAUGAGCACCAUGCAAAUAAGUACUACUGAGAGCAAGUAAGAAUAGUAUUUUACAAGGCCGUGAUGUUACAAAACACCUAGCAGAAAUUUGGCUAUAUCUGUUGAGGUCUAUGAUGAUGGAAGCAGAAUGACAGAGAAGCCAACAAGUGCCAACAGUUGAAGAAUACAUGACAAAUGCAGUUGUCUCGUUUGCACUGGGUCCCAUUGUGCUCCCAGCAUUGUAUUUCUGUUUGUAUAAAUCAAAAACUGUUUCAAUUUAUUGCAGUCAUGAGUCAUUUCUCGGUCCAUGUGUGGUGCGACUGCUAGGAACUGAAUAUGCAACAUUUUGCUUGAAAACUGAAUCACUGCUAGUCAAAUGGGACAAGGUUACAAAAUA